CUCCGCUGCCGCCGCGAUUGUGGACUCGCGCGGGAGAGGACUUGAGUCUGGACCGGACCCCACGGAGGGCAGAGCCGGGAGAGAAGGCGGCUGAGCAGAGCGCGGCGGCGAGAGCCAUCCCGGUCGCUCACUGCUCUCGGGUGUUGGCUAACGUUGUGGUUUUGAGAAAGCCUGAGGGCCAGAAAGCAGUCCUGGCAGAAGCCCUCUGGGUGGGCAGUCGGAACCUUCAGGUCCAGAGGAGAAGCCGUUCCCUCACCUGGACUUAUGACCCGCGGCUUCGCCCCCAGCCUGCCUGUCGAGUUCCCCAAGAUGGGCUCUUUCCGCAGGCCCAGACCGCGCUUCAUGAGCUCCCCGGCGCUCAGCGACCUGCCCCGCUUCCAGGCAGCCCGCCAGGCUCUGCAGCUGAGCUCCAACUCGGCCUGGAACAGCGUCCAGACUGCCGUGAUCAAUGUCUUUAAAGGGGGCGGCUUGCAAAGCAAUGAGCUCUACACACUGAACGAAAACAUCAGGAGGCUGCUGAAGAGUGAACUUGGAUCGUUCAUUACAGACUAUUUUCAGAACCAGCUUGUAGCCAAAGGACUGCUGCUUCUGGAGGAGAACGUUAAGCUGCGUGAAGGUGAAAAUCGCAUUGAGGUUCUGGCUGAAGUCUGGGACCAUUUCUUCACUGAGACUCUCCCCACCCUGCAGGCAAUAUUCUAUCCAGUUCAGGGCCAGGAGCUGACCAUCCGCCAGAUCUCCCUGCUGGGCUUCCGCGACCUGGUUCUGCUGAAGGUGAAGCUGGAUGACUUGCUGCUGCUGGCCCCGCCCCAGCUGCCCUCGUCCAUCGUCCAGAUGUUGCUCAUCCUGCAGAGUGUUCACGAGCCCACAGGCCCAAGCGAGGGUUAUUUGCAGCUGGAGGAGCUGGUGAAGCAGGUCGUUUCUCCUUUCCUCGGCAUCAGCGAGGACCGCAGCGUCUCAGGCCCCACGUACACACUGGCCAGGCGCCACUCCAGGGCCCGGCCCAAGGUCACGCUCUUGAACUACGCCUCCCCGAUGACCGCCGUCAGCCGGCCCCUGAACGAGAUGGCCCUGACCCCUCUGACGGAGCAAGAGGGCGAGGCCUACCUAGAGAAGUGUGGCAGUGUCCGGCGACACACGGUGGCCAAUGCCCACUCGGACAUCCAGCUGCUGGCCAUGGCCACCAGGAUGCACUCGGGCUUAGGGGAGGAGCCUGGUGGCGAGGACAAGUGCCUGCUUCUGCCACCCAGCUUCCCGCCGCCCCACCGGCAGUGCUCCAGUGAGCCCAACAUCACUGAUGGCCCCGAUGAGCCGGAGCAGGUGGCAGCGGGCAGCCAGGAGGACUCAGAGCUGAACUGUGCAUCCCUCAGCUGAAUGCCCUCCUCUGGGACCUCCCAGCUCCUGCCUGGCCACCAGGAUGAGGGUGGCUUCAUCCCCGAGGACCGCCGAGGGGAGCUCUUCCUUUGGGCAAUGCCGCCUUAUGCCUUUCCAGGUACAGGCUAGUGUGAGUGCCCUAGGGAAAAUCCCCAUCGUGAGCCUUUCCAUUUUCGUGACUGUGACCACCUACCUCUUGGCGGCCACACAGAUCCAACUGCCUAAUGUUCACCUUCUGACUUUCAGCCUUGCCUGCCUGACUCAACUCAAAUCCUCCUCUCUGGGCUUUUCCCCUCAGAUAUUGGACUCUCUGAUCCUCCCAGCCCUAUAUCGCAGUGCCCCUGGCGUUCCUAUAGCAGGAAGUCGUCCGACCCACACACACAGCCAGCAAGGAUGUGUUGGCGUGUGGAGUUCCCCUUGAGGGUCCUUGUGAUACAGAGGCCGAUGGGUGAAAAGAGGCAAUAGAGAGGUACCUCUUCUCUCUGUCUUGCAUGGAGUAAAAGUAGACUGCAGCCCCUCCCAAGCCUGACUCUGGGAAUGCAGCUUUCAUUUCAGUUUCAGAAUUACUGGGAAAGAGUGGCCCCACUGGUGGGUGAGGGUCCAUCCUCACCUAUAUCCAGACCCUAUGUGCUGCCUUUGGCUUUUGGCCCGGGAGGGCCACAGUGCUGGAGGAACCCCGUCUUUGAUUAAGCCUCAGCAUUCCCCUCUCAGGCUUCCUCCCCGACUCAAGGAACUAACCUACCCGGUGGAGUAGCUGGUGCCUCCCUCCCUUUCUCAUUUCAGAAACCGACCCUUUUCCUAUUGUGCGGAAGGGGCCAGCUGAUACCAACCAACCAGUCUGUUCCUGGAUUUCACUUGAAUUUUUUAAAUGUGCAUCGUUUCAAAAAUAAAUUGCUUGCAA
Molecule: messenger RNA, 2272 nt
Organism: Lipotes vexillifer (Yangtze River dolphin)
Lineage: Eukaryota; Metazoa; Chordata; Mammalia; Artiodactyla; Lipotidae
Gene: PRR5L
Product: proline rich 5 like
Exons: 9
Coding region: 265-1371 (368 amino acids)
Biological process (GO): TORC2 signaling
Cellular component (GO): TORC2 complex
Source: RefSeq, a predicted model, not a curated record